Messenger RNA from Ostertagia ostertagi, 1563 nucleotides. The record is from the annotation of a GenBank genome assembly. Lineage: Eukaryota; Metazoa; Nematoda; Chromadorea; Rhabditida; Trichostrongylidae.
AUGCGGAAAGAGGAGCCAUCGUUCCAUGUUCGCCUGGCUGCCACAAAUGCUUUGCUGAAUUCCUUAGAGUUCACUAAGAAGAACUUUGGUAUGGAGGCAGAGAGGCAUAUAAUUAUGCAAGUUGUCUGUGAAGCCACGCAGUGCACUGACACACAUGUAAAAGUCGCCGCUCUGCAGUGCCUGGUUCGGAUAAUGUCGCUGUACUAUCAGUUUAUGGAGCAAUAUAUGGGAUCGGCCCUGUUCGCUAUUUCUCUACAAGCGAUUAACUCGGAAGUGCCUGAAGUUGCUUUGCAAGGAAUAGAGUUCUGGUCCAACGUGUGCGAGGAGGAAAUCACCUUAAGUUUGGAAGCUGAAGAGGCUGCUGAAAACAAUAGAGUUCCGGAACAAGUGUCGCGCCACUACGCCAAAGGAGCCGUUUCUCAUAUUUGUCCCUUGAUGCUUGAAAUUCUCACACACCAAGAUGAAAAUGACGACGAUGAUGAUUGGACCCCAUCGAAAGCGGCUGGUGUUUGCAUUAUGUUAAUGGCGCAGUGUGUUGGUGAGUGUGUUGGUGAUACAAUUCUCGAAUCUGUCAUGCCAUUCCUCAAGCACUUCAGCAGCACUGAUUGGAAGUAUAAGGCAAGCUUGGCGAUUAUGGCUUUUGGAAGCAUCCUUGAUGGACCGGAUCCUGCAAAGUUGAUGACAUUAGUCGACCAAGCAAUGCCUGCACUUAUUGAUAGCAUGGCAGAGAAAAACGUAACAAUCCGAGAUACCGCAGCGUGGACGAUUGGUCGAGUGCUUGAGAUUUGCCCGGAAAUAGUCAAUAAGGAUGGCAUGUUGGCGCGGUUGCUUCCGGCUCUUAGCCAAGGGCUUCACCAAGAACCGCGCGUGGCAGCUAAUGUUUGCUGGGCCUUGGUUGCUCUUGUAAAAACGGCAUAUGAUAUCGCUUGUGGACAAGGAACUGAUAGCACUGGACAACCUGACACAUACGCGCUUUCUCCUUGUUUUGAAGCUAUGGUCAGCGAGUUGAUCAAAACAACUGACAGAACUGAUGGUAAUCAGUCGAACUUACGACUUGCCGCAUUCGAAACUUUGAUGGAGCUCAUUAAGAAUUCACCAAAGGAUUGCUAUCCGGUUGUGCAGAGUACCUACGGUAUUAAUGUUGAAGAAGCUGGAGCAAACCAGCUUAUGGACCUGCAGUCGCUGCUAUGUGCUACACUACAAUCAGUGCUGCGUAAAAUGCGUCCCGAAGAUGCAGCUUUGGUUGGGGAACAUGUUAUGAAUGGUCUUGUACAGAUCAUGAACCGAACCUCUAACAACAAGGGUGGUGGAAGUGUGAUGGAAGAGGCGCUCCUAGCGGUUUCUGUCCUGGCAGAGACGCUAAACAAUGGCUUUAUUGCUUACAUUGAUGCACUUAAACCCCAUCUCAUGAGAGCACUGGCAAAUCAUGAAGACCACAGUAACGACUUUGUUAAGGUGUGUGCUGCUGCAGUGGGAUUGGUGACUGAUAUAAGCCGAGCCAUUGAAGUGAAUAUUGCCCCAGCUCUCGACGAUAUCAUGAAUACACUCGUUCAAAGUCUGCAG